Nezara viridula (southern green stink bug) is the source of this 2764-nucleotide messenger RNA. The record is from the annotation of a GenBank genome assembly. NCBI's taxonomy places the organism in Eukaryota, Metazoa, Arthropoda, Insecta, Hemiptera, Pentatomidae.
AUCAGAUGGGUGAUGUUUUGAACUUAAGCUAUAAAUACUUCAUAUGAAAAAAUAAUAUUUGUAUCAUCUGAAAGAGAAACAAAAUAAAAGAUCUCUUAUCACUUUCUGGCUGCCUGUCCAAAACUGUUGAAAUCCAGAUAUUUGUCUCAGGAUCAAGUAAUAGAAUUAAUAAAUAGAAAAGAUUGGAUAGCAUUGGUAAAUUACUGCAGAUUUGUUUCCUAUAGAAUAAUGCUCACCAGAGAAUUUAACUAUUAAUAUAUUAAAGAAUUUUGGUACCACAAUUUUGGUUUGUAAAAUCAUCAUAUAACUUAUCAUAUAUGUUAUUUAUUAUUUAUGUAAAUAGAUUGAAAAUAAUUUUGUUAUGUAACACCGACUCCUCGGACAGUUAGCAGACCAUGUAGUGUGUCUGAUUUUCGGUUUAAAUGCUAAAAUAUUAUUAUUUUCUUAAAAUUAAUAUUUUGUAAUUUUGAUAAAUAAAAAGACUUAUCUUCUUAUUCUAUAUUAUGUUGAAAAAACAAAACAAAAAAAAAACAGUAUGUAUUUAAAGUUCAGGAAGAACUUAAAACAUUCUUUGCAGUAAAAUACUAUAAGUUUUCUUUAAAUAAUUUAGUUGGUGAUUCAUUAUUAUUUCAUAAAUUGAAUGGUCUAGGCCUGAUCUGUGACAAUAUCAGGGAGAGUUUUCAUAGACAUUGUCAUUAUUAUUAUUAGUUGUGAACAUAUUGGGAGAGAUGAGGACACUCGUGAGAGACCGGGGAAUGCCUGGUUACGAUGGCUGGAUAUAACUAUGCUGAGAGGUAUAAGGAGGAAGGAAAAACAGAAGAAGUGAACAUAGUGCUGGUACAAGAGUUUGUCAGUUAAGUUUUAGUGAUUGAGUAUUCUUAAAGGAAGGAAGGCUCAAUAGAAUUUUCAGAUAAUCAACGGAUGAGGGUUGUUGAUAACCUAAACAAACGGAAGAAAAUAAUCCAGGAGGACACUAUUGAGGAUUUGAACGGACGAUGGGUAGUGACCUUGAAAGGAACCUUCAGAAAUAAUACUUCUCCACUCUCCACUGUGCAAUUUUGGAUAAACAUUAAAUAAGUCCUCCUGGACCAAUGGGUUUCACAAAUUCUCAUGGGGAAGCUUUCAAGGCAAGCUACAAAGUCUUAUCUAUUAAGAUUUUGGCCAUGACUUCAUUGCAUUUAAUGGAUUAACAUCCAUUUUGAUGAGAACUAUGAGAAUUUAUGUCCUCAGUGUUCGGGUGAGGAGAAUUUCCCAUGGUUUAUGGAAUUCAUUAAUGGCUGGAAGGUGGCAGUGGGUUGAGACCACUUCAACAUUGGAGCCUUUAGAACAGAACCAGUUAGAAACAUAACCAGAAGACAUGAUAUGUUAUGCAAUUAUGUGUAACAUGCCAUUACUAUGCAUAUAUAUAUUUUCUGAUAGGCAACAAGGGAGAUAACUAAACCACAUAGAUAACUAAAUCUAGUGUAGUUCAGUUCAGUUCACGCCAUGGCUUGUGAUGAAAAAAAAAUAUCUUGUUCUAUAAAUAACACUUCAGUUGUAAAAUGAGUUUUCUAAGAGAAAAAGAAAAAAAAAAACAUGGAGUAAAUUUGCUAAAUUUCACAUUUUUUAAAUUGUUUUUAAAAUUUUAAUAUGUAAUCAAAGAAACUUUCACUGGCUGGAUCAGAGUUUCUUGUGGGCCAUAGUUUGGAUACUCCUGAUAUAUACCAUCAUUCAUGUUUUUUUUUUUGGUUUAUGUUCAAAUUUAUUAAUAAUAAUAUUUAUGAUAAACUCAGUUUUGAAUUUAAAAUAUUUGUUUCAGGCAAAAAUGAGGCUUUAAGGCCACGAGUUGGUCCUGGUUACGUUCCAUCAAUGAGGAGAACGGCUUCAUUGGACACAAUCUAUCUCACGGGUCAAUGGCCAAGGGAAUCGUUGUAUUUGAGCAAUCUUCAAGUCGAUCGUUCCACUCAGACUGAAGACUGGUAUGGAGAUCCUCGUAAGGUUCUUAGGCAUCAGGAUUCUGGAAACGAGGAUAAGUUAGAGAAACUUAUUCGGCACAGAAUGCAGAGAACAAAGGAAGGCUCCAGUCGGGAGAGAACUGCAGCUUUCUCCUUACUCGGCGGUGGAGAUACUCACAUCUCACACCGACACCGCAUGAGAAGCUCUAUUGAAGGGCUCAAUCAAGAAAUUGAAAGGCUAGUGCUUCGAUCUACACCGAGUUUUGGCGGUCUUGAGAGGGAAGAGAGGAAGGGAGUUGAAAAUACUCCAGAGGGUCACAGAGCACCAGUGGCCGAUUUGUUAAGAGAAACGAGGUCUGUUAAUACGCAGACCCCAGCGUUCACUGCUCCGUCAUCAGGUCCUCCUUCGAGGAAUUCACCUGGCGGAGGCCCUUUUAGCAACAUCUCCGAUUCGAGGCCUUCUAGCGAAAUGCAUGACGUGAGUGAAGAUUCUUCGCCUGAACAGGAAGGUCGUGGUUUGGGAACAUCCCCAAGAAUAAAUAGGUUCUUGGCACGGGAACCCCCGGAUGGGUGCGAAAGAGUUAGUACUAGGUUUACCGAAGACAGAAGACCAAUGGUUGAUAUAUCAGAGAUGGACUAUCCGUUGAAGCCGAGUAUGAACUUCCAGCUCAAACCUAGCCUCGGUUCUGCUUUCCAACCUCUCAGGUCCACGCAGUAGCCAAUAGUAAUCUAUAUUUACUCAUUUAACUGGAUAAAAUGUCGAACUGUUAGAUUACAGUUACUUAAUUUAUGUAUGCAUAAAUAUAUAUAAAAACAAAUAUAUAUGUAUG